Messenger RNA from Manis javanica (Malayan pangolin), 3984 nucleotides. The record is from RefSeq and is a predicted model, not a curated record. Lineage: Eukaryota; Metazoa; Chordata; Mammalia; Pholidota; Manidae.
CCCGCGCUCCGGCCGCCCGGGCGGGUGGGGGAGCGGGUCCGACUCACAGUACGCGGCCGGGCGGCGCGGUUGGGGAGCGGGCCCCGCGGGGCGGGGCGGGAGCCGCCGCGACCAUGUCGGACCCGGCGCCCAAAGUUCCCGAGGAGAUGUUCAGGGAGGUCAAGUACUACGCGGUGGGCGACAUCGACCCGCAGGUUAUUCAGCUUCUAAAAGCUGGGAAAGCUAAGGAAGUGUCCUACAACGCACUGGCCUCCCAUAUAAUUUCAGAAGAUGGGGACAAUCCAGAGGUUGGAGAGGCUCGGGAAGUCUUUGAUUUGCCUGUUGUAAAGCCAUCUUGGGUGAUUUUGUCCGUCCAGUGUGGAGCUCUCCUGCCCGUAAACGGUUUUUCUCCAGAGUCAUGUCAAAUUUUUUUUGGAAUCACUGCCUGCCUCUCCCAGGUGUCGUCUGGAGAUCGAAGUGCCCUGUGGGCUUUGCUUACCUUCUAUGGGGGGGACUGCCAGCUGACCCUCAACAAGAAAUGUACACAUUUGGUUGUUCCAGAACCAAAAGGGGAGAAAUACGAAUGCGCUUUAAAGAGGAUAAGCAUUAAGAUCGUGACGCCGGACUGGGUCCUGGACUGCGUGUCCGAGAAAGCCAAGAAGGAUGAAGCACGCUAUCAUCCCCGCCUGGUUAUCUAUGAGGAGGAGGAGGAGGAGGAGGAGGAGGAGGAGGAGGCGGCAGAAAACGAGGACCGAGAAUCCCACAAUGAGGGCAGUUCAGACGAGAAAUCAAGCCCUGCCAGUUCUCAAGAGGGGUCCCCCUCAGGUGACCAGCGGUGUUCGCCCAAGUCACACACUGAAAAAGCCAAAGGGGAACUGAUGUUUGAUGAUUCUUCGGACUCGUCGCCUGAAAAACAGGAGCGGAAUUUGAACUGGACGCCCGCCGAAGUCCCUCAGACAGCUGCGGCCAAGCGCAGACUGCCCCCUGGGAAGGAGCCCGGGCUGAUUAACCUGUGCGCCAGUGUGCCGCCCGCCCCGGGUAGCGUCUUGCCACCGGAGGUCCGGGGCAGUCUAAUGGCUUCAGGACAAAAUCUCCAAAGUUCUGAGAGAUCGGAAAUGAUAGCUACCUGGAGCCCAGCUGUGCGGACCCUGAGAAAUAUUACCAAUAAUGCUGACAUUCAGCAGAUUAACCGACAAUCAAAUGUAGCACAUAUCCUGCAGUCACUCUCGGCGCCAACGAAGAGCCUAGAGCAGCAGGUGGUGCCCGGCCAGCAGGGCCACACCAGCGCCAGUGCUGUUCUCUUCGGCCAGGUGAAGGUGGCCGCAGAGCCGCAGCCGCAGCCCCCGGUGCUGCACCUCCCAGCCCAGCAGGUCCUGCAGCUCCAGCAGCCGCAGCCGUACCCCCAGCCGCAGCCGCACCCUUUCCCGCCACCACAGGCCCAUCAGCACCCCUUCCCGCAGCAGCAGGCCCUGCAGCAGCAGCUGCAUCAGCUGCAGCAACAGCAGCUGCAGCAACAGAUGCAGGCACAGCUGCAGCACCAGCAGCACCCCCUGCAGCAGCCACAGCGCCUGCACCCGCAGCAGCAGCACCUGCACCCGCAGCAGCACGCGCACCCGCAGCAGCAGCACCCGCAGCAGCAGCACCCGCACCCGCACCCACAGCAGCAGCUGCAGCACCCGCACCGGCCCCUGCAGCUCCCGCUUCCGCUCUUCGGACACGACCCGGCCGUGGAGAUUCCAGAAGACUGCUUCUUACUGGGAUGCGUGUUUGCGGUCGCAGAUUAUCCUGAGCAGAUGUCUGAUAAACAGCUGCUGGCCACCUGGAAAAGGAUCAUCCAGGCACAUGGCGGUGCUGUGGAUCCCGUGCUCUCCGGUCGCUGCACACACCUCCUCUGUGAGAGCCAGGUUAGCGGCAUGUAUGCACAGGCGAUUAGAGAAAGGAAGAGAUGUGUUACCGCACACUGGUUAAAUACCGUCUUGAAGAAGAAGAAAAUGGUGCCGCCUCAUCGAGCCCUUCAUUUCCCGGUGGCGUUCCCCCCAGGAGGAAAGCCGUGUUCUCAGCACAUUAUUUCUGUGACUGGAUUUGUCAACAGUGACAGAGAUGACCUAAAGCUAAUGGCUUACCUGGCAGGUGCCAAGUACACAGGCUACUUAUGCCGCAACAACACGGUGCUCAUCUGUAAAGAACCCACUGGUUUAAAGUAUGAAAAAGCCAAAGAGUGGCGGAUACCGUGCGUGAACGCCCAGUGGCUGGGUGACAUCUUGCUGGGGAACUUUGAGGCCCUGCGGCUGAUCCAGUGCAGCCGCUACACCGCCUUCAGCCUGCAGGACCCGUUUGCCCCCACCCAGCACCUCGUUUCGAAUCUUCUGGAUGCUUGGAGAGUUCCGUUAAAAGUGUCAGCAGAGUUGUUGAUGGGUGUUAGACUACCUCCCAAACUAAAACAGAAUGAAGUCACCAGCAUCCAGCCUUCUUCCAAGAGAGCCAGAAUUGAAGAUGUACCACCUCCCACUAAGAAGUUCACACCAGAAUUGACCCCUUUUGUGCUUUUCACUGGAUUUGAGCCUGUCCAAGUUCAACAGUACAUUAAGAAGCUCUACAUUCUUGGAGGCGAGGUUGCUGAGUCUGCGCAGAAAUGGAGAAACCUGGCUUCCGACUUCCUAAAAUACUUCCUUGAAUCACCGGCCUGUCUGCCACCGGUGUCCCGCCCGAGCCGCCCGCCCAUCCCGCUGUGCCGCACACUGCCCUCUGCCCGGCUAGUUCUGUGGCCAGUGUGCCUGUGUGUGGGUGUGACCUCAGGGCCUGUGGCCACUCAAGGCCUGGUGUUCCCACCAGGGGGAAUGGCUCAGGGGGUCUGUGAGCUCCCGGGAAAUAGCAUGUGGUGUGCAGGCGGGCUCUGGGUGGGUGCCGGGACGGAAGGGGGUCCCCUGCCCCCAGCAUGUCUCUUGCAGAGGAGUCAUGCCCUCAGAUGGCUAAGAAGCGCUGCCCUAGGAGGGAUGCCUGCCUGCCUUCCUUUGGCUGUUUUGAGGAGAAAGUCCUGGAAUGGGAGCGAGCAGAGGUUUGCAGACAGGCGAGCGCCACAGCUGGCACAGACUUUCUGGGGGGGCUGCACCUGGUGCCCCUGGCGCCCCUGGCCUGCACUCUGCAGGCGUGUGCUCUGUUUUCCAGACGAGCAGAGCUACCUUCUCCGAGACGCCGAGGCAGAGGUGCUCUUCUCCUUUAGCCUGGAGGAGUCCUUGAAAAGGGCGCGCGCUUCUCCGCUCUUUAAGGCAAAAUAUUUUUACAUCACACCUGGAAUCUGCCCAAGUCUUUCAACUAUGAAAGCGAUUGUGGAAUGUGCCGGAGGGAAAGUAUUAUCUAAACAGCCAUCUUUCCGGAAGCUCAUGGAACAUAAGCAGAAUAAGAGCUUGUCAGAAAUAAUUUUAAUAUCCUGUGAAAAUGACCUUCACUUAUGUCGAGAGUAUUUUGCCCGAGGAAUAGAUGUUCAUAAUGCAGAGUUUGUUCUAACUGGAGUGCUUACACAAACACUGGACUACGAAUCAUAUAAAUUCACCUGAUGGCAUCGGCUGCAUGUGCCCAGAGCCCCGGAGCUCAGGUCUGGUUGUGUGGCAGCUGCCGUGGCAGCCAGUGUUUCCACCAGAUGCCCAUUUUCCAGCUGCUUUCUUUGGUGACAGCAUUUUAAAGCAGGAAGAUAAAUGUAAUAAGUAUGAUGCAUCUUAUUAAGAUGUGUAAUUUUAUUCUGAGGAAACUUAAAUUAUAUUUUGUAUUAUAUAAAUUUAAGAGCCCACAUUAGGUUUUAUGAUUCAUUUACCAGGUUUUUAAAUGUUUUCAAAGCACUGUUUCAGAAUUUCAGCUACAAAUAAAAUGGUGUAAAUAAAGAUCUUCUAUCUCUAAACUAUGGAUGUUAAAAAGAUUUGAAAUGUUUUGUACUUUAUUUUUAUUUCUUAUACUCUUUUCUUUUAUAUUGGUAUCUUGCCCACAUUUUAAAUAAAUGUACUUUUGAACUUA